UCGUCCACUGCUGCCGCCUCCUUCUUCCACCGCUUCUGGUGCUGCUUGUGUGCGUGUUCUGUGCGGACCUGGUACCUCUUUUGUGAAGCAGCAACUGAGGAGACUCCGGCGCUCGCCAUGGCCGACGAAAAGCCUAAGGAAGGAGUUAAGACGGAAAACAAUGAUCGUAUUAAUUUGAAAGUGGCGGGGCAGGAUGGUUCUGUCGUGCAAUUUAAAAUUAAAGGGCAUACACCACUUAGUAAACUAAUAAAAGCCUAUUGUGAACGACAGGGUUUGUCAAUGAGGCAGAUCAGAUUCCAAUUUGAUGGACAGCCAAUCAACGAAUCAGAUACACCUGCACAGUUGGAAAUGGAGGAUGAAGAUACAAUUGAUGUGUUCCAGCAGCAGACAGGAGGAGUCUACUAAGGGAAACUGCUGCUUUCCUCCACAGCUCUUCUCACAGACCAAGAAUACAUUCUCAAUUAGAAACAGCAGUUGGGUUCCAUCACACCCUGACUACUACAGUAUAGUUUCUCUAUUCUUUCAUUGUCCCCUCCCCCCAUUCCUUUAUUGCACAUAAAGUACCUGGUGUAUGUGCACAAGCAUA
Ochotona princeps (American pika) is the source of this 586-nucleotide messenger RNA. RefSeq names its product small ubiquitin-related modifier 2-like. The record is from RefSeq and is a predicted model, not a curated record. NCBI's taxonomy places the organism in Eukaryota, Metazoa, Chordata, Mammalia, Lagomorpha, Ochotonidae. Gene Ontology annotation, biological process: protein sumoylation. The transcript has a single exon. Gene Ontology annotation, cellular component: nucleus. Gene Ontology annotation, molecular function: protein tag activity; ubiquitin-like protein ligase binding. The coding region runs from base 118 to 405 and encodes 95 amino acids.